This is a messenger RNA of Portunus trituberculatus (swimming crab), 1829 nucleotides long. RefSeq names its product 3-ketoacyl-CoA thiolase, mitochondrial-like (gene yip2). The transcript is spliced from 9 exons. The coding region runs from base 133 to 1329 and encodes 398 amino acids. Gene Ontology annotation, biological process: fatty acid beta-oxidation. Gene Ontology annotation, molecular function: acetyl-CoA C-acetyltransferase activity. Lineage: Eukaryota; Metazoa; Arthropoda; Malacostraca; Decapoda; Portunidae. The record is from RefSeq and is a predicted model, not a curated record.
UAAAAAAACCGGUCCAAGCCACAGCCAAGAAACGGACCCGGAUGCUGCCUUGAUCAGCUGAUUCUUGGCUAGUCAAACAGACCGGCGACUAACUCAUCUCACACUCAUUUCACCGCCUCUACACUCACUACAAUGGCUUCCCUGACCCGAGGUAUCUUCAUUGUGGGUGCCAAGCGGACACCUUUCGGCACCUUUGGGGGGAAGCUGGCCAAGCACACCCCCACAGACCUGCAGGAGGUGGCGGCCAAGGCAGCACUGGCGGCCGCUAACGUCAAGCCAGAGAAUGUUGACUCUGUGGUGAUUGGGAAUGUGAUUGGGUGCGCUCAUACCGACACCAUCUACAUUGCUCGCCACGUGGGUCUGCGGUGUGGGGUGCCCCUGGAGGCCCCGGCGCUGGCUGUCAACCGGCUGUGUGGCUCAGGGUUCCAGUCAGUCGUCAAUGGGGCUCAGGAGAUCCUGAUGGGGGACAGCAAGGUGGUGUUGACGGGGGGCACUGACAGCAUGAGCAUGGCACCCUACGCUGUCAGGAACAUCAGAUUUGGCACCCGUCUUGGCUCUGACCUGUCCAUGGAGGACACCCUGUGGGCCUCGCUGACUGACGCACACUGCAAGACACCCAUGGGAGUCACUGCAGAAAACCUUGCUGCCAAAUACAACAUUACACGCCAGGACGCUGAUGACUUCGCCCUUAGGAGCCAAACCAACUGGGCUGCGGCCCAGGAGAAUGGCCACUUUGCUGCGGAGAUCGCCCCAGUCACCAUUAAGAGCAAGAAGGGGGCGGUGGAGAUGGUGAUGGAUGAACACCCAAAGCCAGCCACCACCGCUGAGGGCCUGGCCAAGCUGCCCCCGGUCUUCAAGAAGGGGGGAACCGUCACUGCUGGUACUGCCUCGGGCAUCUCGGACGGUGCUGGCGCGGUGGUGCUGGCCGGGGAGGGGGCGUGUGGGGAGCUGGGCCUCACCCCGCUGGCCCGGCUGGUGGGGUACUCGGUGGCUGGCGUGGACCCGACUAUCAUGGGGAUCGGACCGGCCCCCGCCAUCCGGAAAUUGCUCAAAGUGACUGGUGUGGACCUCAAGGAUGUGGGACUGGUGGAGAUCAACGAGGCCUUCGCACCCCAGACCAUCGCGUGCCAGAGAGAGUUGGACCUGGAUCCUUCUAUUCUUAACAUGAGUGGGGGUGCCAUUGCCCUGGGUCAUCCCCUGGGGGCGUCUGGCUCCAGGAUCACUGCCCACGUGGCCCAUGAGAUCAGGCGCCGUGGUUUGAAGUAUGGCAUUGGGUCAGCCUGCAUCGGAGGGGGCCAAGGCAUUGCUCUGCUGCUGGAGGCCAUGUAACACCCCCACCCUGCACCCCUGACCUCCUGACCCCCCAGCACACACACACACACACACACACACACACACACACACACACACACACACACACACUCUUGCCUGAGUGGUAAGGUGGUGGUGGUGGUUGUUGUGGCGAGUGCCUUACCUGUGCUUACCUGUGUACAUAAUAAAGGGUGUUGAUUAAUUAGCCACAGGUAGACACUAUGUUACCUGUGUGUACAGUUAGAAAGGGUUGUGUGUGUGUGUGUUUUAUUUUUAUGUUGGGGCAGUUUGUAUUGUCUGAAGUGAGAGAGAGAGAGAGAGAGAGAGAGAGAGAGAGAUACUUAAUUUGAUGUAUUUUAAAAGAACAGAAAUAAAGUAGGUGUUUUUUUUUUUUAAUGUAAGAGGGGAAAACUGUCCAAGGGCAACAUAAAACACUUAAAAAAAAUGACCCACUUAAUUGGCAGUCCUCUUGCAGGUCUGAGUUUGCCAAAAGAAAGGGAUAAAUGACUUAAAACCUC